This is a messenger RNA of Leptopilina boulardi, 5857 nucleotides long. It is a transcript of the gene MEP-1, whose product is annotated as MOG interacting and ectopic P-granules protein 1. Gene Ontology annotation, biological process: regulation of gene expression. NCBI's taxonomy places the organism in Eukaryota, Metazoa, Arthropoda, Insecta, Hymenoptera, Figitidae. The record is from RefSeq and is a predicted model, not a curated record. Bases 378 to 3824 code for a protein of 1148 amino acids. The transcript is spliced from 9 exons. Gene Ontology annotation, cellular component: nucleus.
AUCGCCGCCAUUUUGGCAGUUUGCGACGAGCAACGACGACGGAACGAGGUGAAUUCGUGACGUCGCCUUUUGCCCAAAUAAACAUAUAAAAUAUAUAAGUAAAAAAUCUCAAUGUAAAAAUAAUUUAAAAGACAUCGAUAAAGUCUUGAAUGUUUUAUGUGUUGUUUUUUUGGUGUUAAUUGAUAAAAAUAAGUGUAUGUAAAUAAAGCGUUUUUUUGAGGGGGCGAGAGAAAAAAAAAAACGCGUGUUGGAAAAAGACGAUCCUCUCGUCGAACCUCUCUUUGGACGGCGGGAUAAUCACGAUCGGACGGACAGCCGACCAUCACGGCAGCUGUUCGACUGUUCGAGAAUAAUCUGUCAAACAGCGGUGACCCCCAAUGGAAGGCACGUUGGAAGAUCCCUUGGUCAAGGACCCAUGUCAGGAUGAUGCUGACACUCUUUUGAAAGACUCGUCAGAUAAAAUAAUUCCAAAUGGGGUCAAUGGAGGUUACGAGGAUGGUGAUGGCGAAGAAUUUGCUGACUCGUGCGAGGAACAAAAUUCACCGGGAAAUAAAGAAGAUGAAGAAGAGGAAGAGGAAGAGGUAAAUGAAAUUGACGACGAUGUUAAUGAGGAGUCAAAUGAAGAUAUUGGUAAUGAUGAUGAUCCUGAAGCAACAGAAAUAGAAUCAAAGGAUAAUGAUAAUUCAAAUGAAAAUAAUGCAGUGGGUGAAAGAGUCAUUGAAACUGUUAACGAUGAUGAUGAUGAAGAGGAAGAGGAGGAGAUGGAUAAUGAAGAAGAUGUUGAAAUGAGAGAGGAAUUUGAUGAUAAUCCAGAGGAUUCACAAAGUCGUGAAUCAACGAGAGAAAAUGUAGAUAAGGAUAUUGUUGAAUUAUCGAAUCAUUCAAAAAUGUCCGAGGAAGUGUUAAAUGGACCUGAGAAUGUUAGUGAAGUGUCGAAAAUAAUUGUCAAAGAAUCAAAUGUUGAUUCAAAAUGUGAUGAAGCAAUGGACGUUGACGCGCAAAGUAAUAAUUCGGAUGUUGAGUGCUUGGACGAAAGUAUCACACAAAUUGAUUCAGACAAUGAUGAUGUUUUUACAAUUGACAAACCGGGUACAACAACAACAAAUAAAAAACGAACUUCAGGUAGUAGCGAUAUUCAACAAAUUGAUGAAAGUGGUGAAAUAAUAGAUAGUAGUUUAGAUACAUCGGACGUGAAAAUAUGUGAGGAGAACGGUAGUAUUGGUAGUCCUGAUAUUGAAGAAAUAACAGAUCCUUCGAAAAGUAAUGGUCACAAUUCUGAACAAGAUGGUUCAACGAAAGGUUCACCAAAGCAGAAAAAACCAAGAAAACAAUUGGAUCUUAGUAAUAUAACACCAAGGCGUAGUUCACGAAAUAUUAAAAGGACUAGUUAUAUUGAAAAAGAACCUGAGUUGGAACCAGUAGCGCAAGACGAUGGCUCUGAUAUUGAGGAAAUAAAAAUGGAGGAUCCUUUAGCUGGAAUUGAUAUUAAAGAUAAAGAAAAUACAAAAAUAAAAUCACCAAUCAAGAGUAGUAAAACAACAAUUGUUGUUAGUGAUACAAAGAGGCUCGUGGAAAUUGCUGCCAGUAGCAAAGCCUCCAAGGGAGGAAAAAAAGAACCCACAUUAGUUAUAAUAGACACAAAUUCUAUACUCUCAGGACGUGGUGGUGUGCCGAUUAGUAGUCACGCUAAACCCCAUUCAGUUCCAAGUUCAACGUCAUUCUCAGUUGUUCCAAUGAGUAUGGCACCACAAUCAAUGUAUCCAAAUAUGAGAACAACCAUUACACCCGUACCAAUGAAAUCAUCAACAAUAAAACCAGCGACAGUUACGCCAAUACAUACACCGCCACAAGUUUUACCUGCAUUAACUGAUGAUAUGUUUGUCGUUGAAGCACCGUCCUUCAUUGUACCUUAUGUAUACGAAAAACCGCCUCUAAAUCCAAUGAAAGAAUUCCUCGCGAAAUUAAAGAAAGGCAUCGAGGAGGUGGAAAAAGAGGAGAAAAAAGCCGCUGAUGAGAAAAAAGAAAAAGACGAUAACGAUAUUGACAGUGAUAAUGAAAGUGAAAAUAGCAAAAAAGACGAUGCCGAUGAUGAUAAAUCUAAACCAGAAACAAAAUCCGAUGACAAAAAUAAAGUACAAACAUACUUUGAAUUGCCAUUAGGAAAAUUUUUCAUGCAAAUUGGAAUGAAUCUUGUACAAGAAUUUGUUCAAACUGAUUUAUUACGAACGCAAAAAAGAAAACAGGGCAAAGGUACACCAUCAGCCGAAACACAAAUGGCCAUUAAUUCACUAAUAAAAAAUUUAGAAUUUAGUAAAGAAAAUAAUGAACCAUUCCAUUUAGAAAUGAAAAAAUGUGAAUUUUGUAAUUUUAAAACAGAAUCAACAAUAGUUAUGCAACAUCAUCUUGAAACACCGCAUAUGAAAAAUUAUGUUUAUAAAUGUAAUUUUUGUCCAAUUGAAAUACGUAGUCCACAUGAUAUUUUAUUUCAUAUGGAAGCUGAACAUAAUGCACGUGGUCGUCUUGAAAGAGGACCGGCAUUUCAUCAAUGUCCAAAUUGUCCAUUUGAAGAUAAUCAAAAGGGUAAAUUGACGCGGCAUAAUAUUGCAUGUGCAAAGAAAUUUAGACCUGAACGAAAUUUAGAACCGGCAACUGAUUGGGAACCACCGGCAAAAAUACCAAGAUUAAAUCGUGCACGACAAUCAAUGCCAACAAGUCCAAGUGCAUUGGCAAUGGCAAUGAAUGCAAAAGGACAACAACCAUUAUUACCGAAAUUAUUACCGGCACCAAUGCCAGGACGUGGACGUGGUCGUCCACCAAUGCAACCAAGAUAUACGGAUUUAAAAUCAUUGCGACCAGGAACAUCGCCAAUUCGACAAGAAGGUGUCGCCAGUAUGAUGUAUCGACCAACAUCAUCCGGAUUAUUGGUACCCACUGCUUAUCAAUUCGGCAGCAACCAAAUAUUCCAGGUGGUGGGUGGCUCUGGGACUGUCAUGUCUGCUGUAUCGGGGGUGAAUACCACCAGUGGCGGCAGUUCCGGUCGUACCGCACCUAUUGCACUUGUAUCCAACGUAAACGACUCUCAGUCUAGGUUAUCCCUAACACAGAAUCCAGUUGCAAACUCCAAAGCUAACUCGUCAAAGGCAUUACCGCAGCCGAGUAUAUCAAUAACACCAUUGCCACGAACAGUGCAACAACAACAACAACAGUCCUCUGUUUCGGCAACAUCGUCAAGACCCGCUGGCAACAAAAGUACAUUUGUCAUAUGUGAGAUUUGUGACGGUUAUAUAAAGGAUCUAGAACAACUUCGAAAUCAUAUGCAAUGGAUACAUAAAGUUAAAAUACAUCCAAAGAUGAUUUAUAAUAGACCUCCUUUGAACUGCCAGAAAUGUCAAUUUCGAUUCUUUACAGAUCAGGGUUUGGAAAGACAUUUGUUGGGAUCUCAUGGACUUGUUACGUCAAGUAUGCAAGAAGCUGCUAACAAGGGUAAAGAUGCAGGUCGUUGUCCAGCUUGUGGCAGGGUAUAUCAAUGGAAACUGUUAAAUCAUGUAGCGCGGGAUCAUGGUAUGACUUUGAAACCGGCUCAUUUAUCGUACAAAUGCACAGUUUGCACUGCCACAUUUGGAAUGUAUAAGCAGUUUGAAAAUCAUGUCUACUCGGCACACAGUGUUGUCGCUAAGCGUGUUAUGGACAAAAAGAAUGCACCAUCGUCACCAUCAAGUCGUUCCAAUGAUUCACUAUUGAAACCAUUGAAAAUCAACGAUGAGAUCACUAUUAUUCCACAACCAGCUAAACCAACUAGAUCUAUUCAUGGUCGAGGUAAAUAGCAAUGAUCAGCCGAGUGACACGUGCAACUCGUUUCAUAAAAAUUUCACAUAACUUUGUGGUACUCCAAUAUUGGUCUCUGUCGUUUGAAAAAAAAAAAAAAAAGAAACUAACAGUGAUCGACGCGAAGUGUACAUGUGUAUGCAUAUUAUGCUUAAGGCACACAAAUACAGAAAAAAUUUGAAUACACACACACACAAAAAAACCGAUACAUACAAUUCUCUCUCUCUCUCACUCUCUCUAUCUAUCUCUAUCUCUUGGCAAAAAAUACUGCGAUUAAAUAUUCUAUCGACGAUUAUACCGAUAUAUUUAUUUAAGAAUUUUUAUUGUUGUUAUCAGACAUAAAGAAGAAAAUAGACUGUAAAAAAAAUAUUGAUGAAAAAAAAAGAAAAGGGUGGCCUUCAGUAUGAUUUCUUCGUUGAUCCUCGAGUCGUGCAAAUCCUCAUUAAACGCGCCUCUCUUGAUUCUUAGUAAAUCUUACACAAAUAUAUAAAUAUACAUAUAUAUUCGUGUCUUGUCAUAUAAAUGGAUUUCCUUAAAUAUUUCGAGUCCUUUUUCUUUGUAAAACAAGAAUUGAAAAAAUAUCUUUCAUUUGAAUCAGGGUAUUGGAAUUAGAUUUUUUUUUCUAAUCAAUUAGUAAUUAAAAUAUCAUUAAUUAAAAAAAAAUUGAUAUCUGAUUCUAAUUGAUGCAAAAUUAGUAGAAAAAAAAAAUUAGAAAUUUGAAGUAUUUCAUUAAUGUUGAUUUUUCUCUAAAUGAAUCUUAAAAACCAUUCCCUUUGUUCUUUUUCAAAAUGAACAAUCGCACUCGAUUUGAAUAUCACGAUGAAAUUUUACAGGAAAAUUUAACUGUAAAGUGUAAUCUAAGUUGGAGUUAGAGUGUCAUAGAAAAGAAAUAUCCAGUUUUAUUUUUACGCUCUUUAAAGAACAACAAAUUGUACAUUAAAAGUAUAGAAAAAUAUAAUAUAAUAAAAUAUCAAUAAAACGGAUACACACAUAUACACAAAACACACACAAACAUAAAAAUGUGUUUUUUUUUCUAUUUUUUUUUUUUCUUCUAAGUCUUGAUUUUCUUCUUUACGAGUCGAAAAUUUUUUCUUAAAGUUGUAAACGCCAAACUUUAUGCUAAAUAUAUAAGGGCCUGUGUUGUAAAAAACAUCUAAAGAAGAUAGAAUUUUGUUUUCACUGGGUUGAGCGAGAGGGAAAAAAAAUUAGUGAAAUAAUUUUUAUCUCUAAAAAUGCGAAAAAAAAGAAAAAAAACACACUACGAUUUAAUAGGCUCAUUAUUAUUAUUAUAUUAUAUUAACAAUGUAGAUAGUCCUUUUUGUGAAUGAUGAAAAGAAAAGAGAGUAACGGGUUUAAUUUAAAUAUAUAAUUUCGACUUCUCAUAAUUUUUGUACGUUACUAUAUAGGGAAAAAAAAAAAAAAAUAUGAAUAAUUUUAGAAGAGAAAACGUAUUUCGUGCGGAGGGUAUAAUAAUAAUUAUAAUAAUAAAAAAAAAAUGAUUACGAUGUGCUUUUGCACUCAGGCGGCUGUAUUAUUUAAAAACAACAAAAAUACAAAAAAAAAAAAAACUCGGCUAUUUGCCAGCCACUAUUAACGGUGAUCAAUAAUAUGUUGGUAAAAAAACUGAGAGCAUUCAUAGACGUAAUUACAGAAAUUAUAUAGUUUACUGUAAUAAUUUGUACAAUAUAUGAAUAAUUAGUGAUUGCGAAAAAUAAAAAAAAAAAAAAGUGUACCAACAUUGUAUUAAAAAGAAAAGAAAAAAAAAGGUAAAAAAAUACUUCGUCGUUCAGCGAAUUUUUCAAUUUUUGUGUUAGUCGAUCAAUUUUUAUUCUUAAUGCGAUCGCUUCUUUUGAUCUUGAAUAUUUUUUUCUUUAAUUUUCCAAUUCUUUCUUUUUUUUUUUUUUUAAACGGAAAGUUAAAAUAAAGUCAUUUGUUUUUAUUAUUUAUAUAUAAUAUUACAUAAUAUUAUUUUAAAUAUAAAAUAAAAAAUAAUGAAGAAAGAAAUCAAUUUGAAAAUUAAUUAAAAUGAUUU